Molecule: messenger RNA, 2090 nt
Organism: Effrenium voratum
Lineage: Eukaryota; Dinophyceae; Suessiales; Symbiodiniaceae
Source: the annotation of a GenBank genome assembly
AUGCGUGUCCGACCUGCGGAGCGACAGUGCAGUCGAGCACGAGGCAAGGCGGUGCUGGGCCCGCUGCAGGCGGCCGCCGGGGCGGGGCUCAGCUCCGGGCCGCCGCCGGAGCUGGCGGCGCGCACCUGCGAGGCCGUUGUGCGCGUGCUGCGCCUCCUCGCCCGCUCGGAUCUGGUGUGGCCUUCAAAGAUCCUGUGCAAUGCCUGCAGCUUCCUGGCGCUGGCCAGCAUGUUGCGCGCCUUCCAAAGUGCCGUCGACGUGAACGACGUGAACUCGGAUGGCUCGCACGGCAAGUCGAUCUUCUUGGCCCCAGGGCAGGUGGUGGCGAUCUGCGGGCUGCGGUCGCUGCGCGGCGCGGAGCUCAACGGCGCCCGCGCCCAGGUCCGAGCCUUCCACGCGGACUCCGGCCGCUACAUCGUGAGUCUCAAUGAGGAAGAUCCUCCAAGUGAAUGGAAGAAGCUACGAGUGGAGAAUCUCAAAGCAGAUUCCGACACUUCAAAUGCCUCACUGGCUUUGGCAGGUGCAAGAGAAUGUGGGAAAGCAUGCUUGGAAGCCGUGGCCGAGAUUUUCGACGACCUUCUCUUCAUGAUGCACCAGGAGGAGAGCGACGAGAUGUGCCUGGCACUUCUACACGCGCAGCUGGCCUCCACCAUGUGGGAAGCCUUGGUCUGCUGUGCUGGUCCGGCAUCCUUGCCAGCGUCUGCAGUGCUCGACCUCUCGGGCGACAUCAUGAUCUCUUCCCUUUUCGCCCGGCACGUCUUCUCAGUCCACCUCACUGCGCACGCUGCGCAGGCUGCGCACGCCGCCCCGCAAGAUCAGGCGGCCACGGUGAGGCGGUUACUGACUUUGCAGGAGAGCUUUGCAGAAGCUUACUGCCGGCUCUAUCAGCCUGACGCGCACUGGGGACCCAGAGAGACAGACGAGAGCAUCCACGACUUGCAGGAGAGCCUGGAUGCUCACAUCUUGCGGGUGGCAAGUGCAGCAGUUCAGAUGGGGGUGCUUCCGCAACUCAUCGACUGCUGCGACUUCCACCUCGCAAUCUCGCCUCAGCCGAGCGCCACGCUUCCAGUUCUGCUGUCUCGUCUGGUCUGCAUUUUUGCGAGCCGCGAUGCGAUGCUCCAGCGCCACAUCAUCCUGCUGACCCCGGCCAUCCUGGCUGUGGCGGAGUCCUUUGUGGAGGCCGGAGAGGCCGGGGCCCGGCAUGGCCUGUCGCAGGUGCUAGAUGGCGUCAUUGCAGUGAGCCAGCUCAGCGAGUGCAGCGGGUCAGUGGAGGCGCUGACUGCCCGUUCGCUUCAGAGCGAAGUGCGACAUGACCCCGCAGUGCUGUCUCGCCUUGCUCUAGCCCAUCCGGGCAGCCCGUGGGUGCACACCUUUGCAAGCUUCUCUGGGAAGGACAAGGCGGUGUUCUGGCAGCAUGCACAAGCGCGAAGCUGCUUGCUGCGCCACGGCGAGGAGGUGCUGAGCCUCCUGCAGGAGCUGUGUGGAGAGACUCCCGAGCCGUCGUCACCCAUAGAUGUGUCUGACGCUUUGCCGCCAAAUCAGCACAGUUUUGACGAUGGGCAGAUUGUGGAGGUGAUCGCCAGCGUUGAGGAGGCUUGCCUGGCGCGGGGCGAGGCGCCUGAGGCGCCGGCGCCGCCGAGCCUCAGCGCGCUGGACCUGCCUCGCAAGAAGGAUCGGAUCGCGAAGCGCCUGGGCCGCAGCGACCUCGCGCGGCUGCGCGGCGUGGACCUUGCCGCAGCACCUGAGGACUUGCGCUGCGCCAUCGACGGGAAGGUUUUGGGCGCCCCGGUUCAGUCGCCCUACGGCCACAUCUUCGAGCAAGACACGUUGCGGCAAUGGCUCGCGACCUGUGGCAGUGUGUGCCCCAUCACCGGACAGCCGUUGCGAGAAGAGGACUGUAUGGCAGACACAGCGACGCAGCAGAAGGUUUUAGAAUGGGUGAAGGCAACCCGAGCAUCGCACAAGGAGCGCCGAAGGCCGCAGCCACCUUACGAGCCAUGACCGAAUUGGAAUUGAUCGAAUUCAGCGCAAAGUGCGAAAGGCUGGUACAGCAUGCCGUGCAUGAACGCUCUCUUGUCGCAGUGUCAGGU